Vitis riparia (riverbank grape) is the source of this 1129-nucleotide messenger RNA. RefSeq lists its product as uncharacterized. Lineage: Eukaryota; Viridiplantae; Streptophyta; Magnoliopsida; Vitales; Vitaceae. The record is from RefSeq and is a predicted model, not a curated record. Bases 639 to 1001 code for a protein of 120 amino acids. The transcript has a single exon.
CCAAGGCAAGUUGGUCAAUAAAGUAUGGUUGUGAUGUUGAUACUAUAGCAAAACCUUCGUUCAUGGAAUCAAGAGAAACAAACAAACAAGCCAGAAGCCAGAAGCCAGAGCCGGAGCCGGUGAGAGGGAGGUAAGUGAGCCAAGACACCAUUCAACCAUGUUAACCGAAAGUAACUGUCUAUCAACCAAAAGAAACACUAAAGAAAAACUACCCUAAAGUAAUAUUACAAUCUAUGAAUGACAGAAGAUGACAGAGGAAACUAGAGAGAAUCCAAUUCAUUAACCCUUCAUCAGUUGAGUUUUAAAUCCUAGAAAAGGCCAAACCCGAGACCCCUCCGACCACAUUGUCUCAUUUUUCACUACCCCGUGUCCCUUAGAACAUGGAGGAAAUUAUGGCAGCUUUCCCUACUAUAAAUUCUCUUCUUCAAUCCCCAACCAUAAAACCUCUCAAACAACACCACCCAGCACUUCCUCUCUUCUUAUGGCAAGACAACACCAUCACACCAUACCCAGGAGCCACAGCUGGGAAAGUGUUCUAGUUUCUCAUCAUGACUGCAAUCAAUUCCAAGUAUAAAAUCAGCUAUAUUUCGCGGAUUACUUCGUCCAUUCAUAGAUCUGUCAUAGUCAGGAAAGAGUGAAUGGAGAUUGAAUUGGUUAAGUGUGAGUGCUGUGGCCUGAAAGAAGAUUGCACCCAGGAGUAUAUCAGCGAGGUGAAGGCGAAAUUCGACGGGAAAUGGCUAUGUGGGUUGUGCUCAGAAGCUGUUAGAGAUGAAGUUAACAGGGGGAAGAAGCCAUAUUGUUUGGAAGACGCUGUGAUAGCUCACAUGUCUUUCUGUCGCAAAUUCAAAUCCAACCCUGCUGUUCGGGUGGCUGAUGGGAUGAGGCAGAUGCUCAGGAGAAGGUCUGGUGACAUGUCUUCAUCUCCAUCUUCUUCUAAGAAGUACACGAGAUCAGCUAGCACAUCACAAGUAGGAGACAACUCAUCUUUCCCCCUUUACUAGUUAGAGAUCAACAGAAAGGAGGAUUUUCCUUGGAUCCAACCAGCAAUAAUAUCAACAGUCUUUGAUUGUUGCCUUUGUACAGAGGAUGAUGUUAUUUCAAUGCAGACUUCUCCUUAAUUCUCUCGCAA